Messenger RNA from Cajanus cajan (pigeon pea), 2541 nucleotides. RefSeq names its product putative 1-deoxy-D-xylulose-5-phosphate synthase, chloroplastic. The record is from RefSeq and is a predicted model, not a curated record. Gene Ontology annotation, biological process: chlorophyll biosynthetic process; terpenoid biosynthetic process. Gene Ontology annotation, cellular component: chloroplast. Lineage: Eukaryota; Viridiplantae; Streptophyta; Magnoliopsida; Fabales; Fabaceae. Gene Ontology annotation, molecular function: 1-deoxy-D-xylulose-5-phosphate synthase activity.
ACUCUCCUUAGUCCUUAGUCCUUCCUUCAAAUAUAAUAUAAUAUUAGUCAACUCCAUCCACCCCAUCCCCCACGAUCUCUUGUUAGUGCCGGCUUUUUCACCGUCUCAUUCUCUCUACUAUAAAGAUUCUUUCACGUUCCUUUCUCCUCUCACUCUCAUUCUCUUCUCUCCAAUUUCAUGGAUCUCUCCGCACUCUCAUCAUAUCCUGCUUUUGCAAACCGUCUAACACCUUCUCACUCUCAAUGGGGUCUCCAUUUCCUCCUUCCAUCCCACCACAGGCUCAACCAGAUGAAGAAAAGGUCAAGUGUGGUUUAUGCAUCACUAUCAGAGAGAGGGGAGUAUUAUUCUCAGAGGCCGCCAACUCCACUCUUGGACACCAUAAACUAUCCAAUUCACAUGAAAAAUCUCUCUACCAAGGAGCUGAAGCAACUUGCGGAUGAACUACGUUCUGAUGUUAUUUUCAGUGUUUCUAGAACUGGGGGUCAUUUGGGCUCAAGCCUUGGUGUGGUAGAACUCACUGUUGCCCUCCACUAUGUCUUCAAUGCCCCUCAGGACAAGAUAUUGUGGGACGUUGGUCACCAGUCUUACCCACAUAAGAUACUCACGGGUAGGAGGGACAAGAUGCAUACCAUGAGGCAGACAAAUGGGUUAUCUGGGUUCAUCAAACGUUCUGAGAGUGAAUUUGAUUGUUUUGGCACUGGUCACAGCUCAACCACUAUCUCAGCAGGACUUGGAAUGGCUGUUGGGAGAGAUUUGAUGGGAAGAAAGAAUAAUGUAGUUGCUGUUAUAGGUGAUGGUGCCAUGACAGCAGGGCAAGCUUAUGAAGCCAUGAAUAAUGCUGGAUAUCUUGAUUCUGACAUGAUUGUUAUUCUAAAUGACAACAAACAGGUCUCCUUACCAACUGCUACUCUUGAUGGACCCAUACCACCUGUAGGAGCCUUGAGUAGUGCUCUCAGUAGAUUGCAAUCAAAUAGGCCUCUUAGAGAAUUGAGAGAGGUUGCCAAGGGAGUUACUAAACGAAUUGGAGGUCCCAUGCAUGAAUUGGCUGCAAAAGUUGACGAGUAUGCUCGUGGCAUGAUCAGUGGUUCUGGAUCAUCACUUUUUGAAGAGCUUGGACUCUACUAUAUUGGUCCUGUUGAUGGUCAUAACAUAGAUGAUCUUGUUGCGAUUCUCGAUGAAGUUAAAAGUACUAAAUCAACCGGUCCUGUUUUGAUCCAUGUUAUCACUGAAAAAGGCCGCGGAUACCCAUAUGCAGAAAAAGCAGCAGACAAGUACCACGGGGUUACCAAGUUUGAUCCACCAACUGGGAAGCAAUUCAAAUCCAAGGCUCCCACUCAGUCUUACACGACAUACUUUGCAGAGGCUUUGAUUGCAGAAGCUGAAGCUGACAAAGACAUUGUUGCAAUCCAUGCUGCUAUGGGAGGUGGAACCGGCAUGAAUCUCUUCCAUCGCCGUUUCCCAACAAGAUGCUUUGAUGUAGGGAUAGCAGAACAACAUGCUGUAACAUUUGCUGCAGGUCUAGCUUGUGAAGGUCUUAAGCCUUUCUGUGCAAUUUACUCAUCAUUCAUGCAGAGGGCUUAUGACCAGGUGGUGCAUGAUGUAGAUUUGCAGAAACUGCCUGUAAGAUUUGCAAUGGACAGAGCUGGAUUAGUUGGGGCAGAUGGUCCUACACAUUGUGGUUCUUUUGAUGUCACAUUUAUGGCAUGCCUCCCUAACAUGGUGGUGAUGGCUCCUUCUGAUGAAGCAGAGCUUUUCCACAUGGUUGCCACUGCAGCAGCCAUUAAUGAUCGACCUAGUUGUUUCCGAUAUCCAAGAGGAAAUGGCAUUGGUGUUCAACUACCAACUGGAAAUAAAGGAACUCCUCUUGAGAUUGGAAAAGGUAGGAUAAUGAUUGAAGGGGAAAGAGUGGCUAUAUUGGGCUAUGGAUCAGCUGUCCAAAACUGUUUGGCUGCAGCUUCCUUAGUGGAACGUCAUGGCUUGCGCUUAACAGUUGCUGAUGCACGUUUCUGCAAGCCACUGGAUCGUUCCCUAAUUCGCAGCCUGGCAAAAUCACACGAGGUUUUGAUCACGGUGGAAGAAGGAUCAAUUGGAGGAUUUGGUUCCCAUGUUGCUCAGUUCAUGGCCCUUGAUGGCCUUCUAGAUGGCAAAUUGAAGUGGAGGCCAAUAGUCCUUCCGGAUCGUUAUAUUGACCAUGGAUCACCUGCUGACCAAUUGUCUUUAGCCGGGCUUACACCAUCUCACAUAGCAGCAACAGUGUUCAACAUUCUUGGACAGACAAGAGAGGCACUAGAGGUCAUGUCAUAAAAGAAAUAUGAAGGGCUUCAAUUUUCCAUCUUCACACAAUGUACAAAGUAUAACAUGAUUAACCUUGUGUAAUAUGAAUAAGUGAUGUAAUAUUGUGAAAUUUUUAAGUGUAUGAUGCAGGUUGUCAUGUGGUAAAGCAACUGGUUACAAAGGUGAAAGCCUUUGUGAUAUGAUCUAUAAACUGAAUUUGAAAUCUAUGCCAAGGAUGAAGAAAGCCUACUAGAUAUUUUGAUGAAA